Culex pipiens pallens (northern house mosquito) is the source of this 3276-nucleotide messenger RNA. RefSeq lists its product as uncharacterized. NCBI's taxonomy places the organism in Eukaryota, Metazoa, Arthropoda, Insecta, Diptera, Culicidae. The coding region runs from base 573 to 926 and encodes 117 amino acids. The transcript is spliced from 3 exons. The record is from RefSeq and is a predicted model, not a curated record.
CGUUUCAACGCAAAAAGCUCAACCUCCAUGUUCGAAAGCUGCUCCUGUUCAACCACCCCGAGAAGCUUUUCCACCCCUAGUUCACCGGCUAGCCACAUCCGCGCAACAUAGCCAAGUCCUGACAUCAAUUUAUGCUCGACAUUCGCGACUGGGUCCACUUUUUCGCACAGCAUCCUUCGCUUCAAUCACACUCACAUCUGCGUUCGAACGUGCAUUCUCGACUCAAGUUUUGUCUACCUGCAGGCGUAAUAAAAAGGUUAACAUUUUUUCUAAAUAUUUAGCAGCCAGUGGUGUCGAUGGUAGAAAAUGGUGCUUUCCACCGCAGCUUAAAAAAGUUCAGAUUUACGCCCAUUCGUUGUGACCCAGCUGAUUCGAUGAAGUGUUGGUGGUGGGGCUGGUGCUGCUGCUGCUUUUGCUGAAACCGGAAGGAAAAAGUUUUAGCGUGAUGUUAUCUCGUCGCAUCCUGGCAGCAGCAGGACGACGCUAUUAAUAGAAGGUCCACUAUUGGAGAAGUUUCGCGGCGAGAAAUCACCAUCACCAUCGAGCAGGAUUUCCCCCGCCCCCCGUCGACAAUGGACUUUAAAUGUCCGCUCUGUGAUACGCCGAUGCCCUCGAUGGAGAAGCUCAAGCAGCACAUCAAAAACACCCACAGUGCGUACUUUUGCGACACCUAUCUGUUUCCGCCGGAGAUGCUCUUUCCCGGGGCGCCCUCGACGGUCGCGACCAACAACCUGGAGGGGGUGAUUACGAGCGAGCCGACCUUUCAGCUGUCCACGCCGGAGGUGACCAUCGAGCAGGCCGAGGAACCGUGCUGCGUGUGCUGCGAGUACGAGGGCGCGGACGGCGAUCCGACGGAUUGCGGGAUGUGCGACUGCAACUGCGAGGACGACGCCGGGGGUGAGUGCGACGAUUGUAUGGUGAUGUAAUUUAGGGUAAACUCAAAUCGAUGUGACACACAUAGUAUUUUUUAUAAAAGUGCCUAUACUUCUGCAAAAAAAAAAACAAAAGGUCAAACCACACACUCAUUAAAAUUCACACACAAACACACUCACGCAAUCAUAGAAUCGAGCUCAACAGAUUUUUGUACUUUAGCAACACAAACAGAGUGCGUAACGAACAGCAAUCAGACACACUUCCACGGCGACCAGGUCAAGCAAAUUGAAUUUAGAGCGACAACUCGUUUUUUGUAAACACCACCGAUAGUUUUAAAAAGAGCAAAUCUGGCCACUCCACUGCUGUUGGCGCACACACACACACACUCCAAGUCUAAAACCGGCGUAAAUUUCGUUUCGUCAAAUCAUCCUCAUCCCCAAAGCAUCCCCAUUAUCCAUGUUUUAGGACAAUGUGUUUUAUGGCGUCAAAACAAAGAAGCCACGAUUUUAGUAGGUUUAGCAAAAAGUCUGAAAAGGAAACACUGUUUCGUUUAGAAAAUGAGGACGCAAAUCUUCCCGACGCCGAAGCUCUUUAACGAGAAAGACGACGAGGACGAGAAGGGACACGAUAUGUCAUCCGCCAUUUAUUCCGCCUGCUCGCACACUUGUCCUUCCGGUAGGGAUAAUAUGUAUCGUAUACAGAAGAUAUCUACAACAGAAAUAAUAUAGGAUAAUAAUACGAGCGUCUAGCAGGGCAGAGACAAAAUAGGACGAAGGAACACCUUUGUUAGUUGUUUAGUGUGAAUGUUAGUGAACAGCAAAAAAAUAACCCACGAAAAAACAAUUCUGUCUCAGUUGCCGUAGAUUAUGCCCUUGUCUGUGACUGUUAGAUGUGUGUAAUCGAAAUAAAAAUGGGAAUGCUUGUGACGCGGGAACGUUGAGCUGGUUGACGAGGGAUAGACAGGGGCUCGCUUGGCUUUUGGUGGGAUUCGGAAAAUGUGUUCCUGGAACAGUAUGGUUCGACUUUUUGAUUGAAAGCACUUUGCUACCCAUUUUAUUGUUUGAAACUUGUUUCCAUUUUUAAAAACUGUGGCCAUAAUAGGACGAUGUUUAAAUAAGCGAUCUCGGUCGUUUUUCCAGCGGCUCAAGUUUUUGAAAAUUUAGUGACUGACCCUCCAAAAAGAACCGAGUUCUCCAUCUUCUACGAUUUAGAAAGUGAGCUCUAUCUUUUGACAACAUAGCAAUUCUCUACGAAAUAUGUUUUUUUUUGUAUUUCUCAAUCCGGCUGAAAUUUUGCGUCAUAUGUUUGUCCAUAUAAUUUUCCAUACAAAUUUGACAGCUCUCCAUACAAAAAAUAUUUAUGAGCAAUUCUCUACCAAAACCGGAAGUGGAUUUUAUUUGUAUUUUUUUAUUUGGCUCAAACUUUGUGGGGGCCUUCCCUAUGACCAAAUCAGCUAUUUUGUGUCAAUGGUUCACCCAUACAAGUCUCCUUACAAUUUUGGCAGCUGUCCAUACAAAAAUGGUACGUUCAUAUUCAAACAGCUGUAACUUUUGAGUGAAUUUUCUGAUCAAUUUGGUGUCUUUGGAUAAGUUUUAAGUAUUAUUGAGGACUAUUGAGAAAAAAUAGGUACACGGAAAAAAAAAUUGCAGAUUUUUUAAUCAACUAUUGUUUCACAAAAACUCAAUUUCCCAAAAUACGUAUUUUUUUGAUUUUCUAGAUUUUUUGAUAUUUUUUAGGGGACAAAAAUCCGCAACUUUUGAGCCAUAGUCAAUAAAUCUUCCGCUGAGUAAUGAUUUUUUGAAAAAAAUAGUGAUUUUUGGAGAAAAAAAUCGAAAUUUCAUCCAAAAACAAAUUUGUCGUAUUUUUUUUUAUGUAAAAUUGAAUUUCCAAUCUAAAAGUACUUUACAGAUUUUUUGAUAAAGGGCUCUGUUCAAGAUAUAGCCACCGAAAGUUUGAUUUUAGCGAAAUAUUUGCAGUUUUUCGAUUUUUUAAAACAGUGACCAUGAGCUACAAUUUCUAAAAAUAUUUUUUUUUGAAUGGUUCAGAAAAUUAGUAAACCACGGUAAUUCAAGAUAAAGAUAAUACAUAAAGAAGAGGUAUAUGAGGCAAAAUGGGCCCUUGUCGUCGUUUGGCGUUUAUGGGAACGUCACCAAUCAAUUCCUCGUGAUUUUCUACAAAAAAAAUACCUUUGCAUGGCAAUAUCUCAGCAACGGUCGUAUCAACAAAGUUCGAAAAGCAAAAUAUAGAGAAUUUUCUCAGUUUUCCAGAAAUAUUUUUUUUUUUCAAAAGUGGGCACCAAUUUUAACAAAAAAAACUGCGACUAUUUUCAAAAAGUUACCUAAAAAUUGCUAUAACUUGAAAACGAGACACUUUAUCAAAAUAUCAUUGAAGAACAUUUUGAAU